CCCAGAGCGCUACACAUCUCGGGUGCUGCCAGAUGCGUCCUUCGCUCAACCAUGGCCACUGUGGCUCAAGCCCUUCAGACCGCACAAGUCGCAGUACUGCACACAUACGUACGUGAUAAGGCGAACCCAUAGUGUUCAAGGCACGGUGGCGGAUCGUUCACCUUCUGAUGUAUAUGGAUUUAAGCAUGCUGGUCCACAGGACGCCCUGUUCCGUGUUGCUGGUGGUGCUAUGCCUAAGCAGUUUGCCCACCGCGAUCUCCGUCCAGCUGCGCGUGAACACAGACACCAACAUGAGCACCAACAUGAGCACCCCUUCUUAUCCUGCGGAGCCGUAUUGCUACAACGUCAAUGGCAUCUGCUUCCUCUGGGCUUCUCCGUGCUCUGGCGUUGUUUGGUGCUCCGAACUCAAUGCUCUUUCUACUUAUGACUGGUUCUGCCCUUGGGGGUUGCGCUACGCCACCCAGUCUGAGUGGGAUGGUGCAUACGCCACUCUGGACUCCAACAGAGACACGUUCUUCCAAAAAUGCGCAGCCAGUCAGCUGGACCCGCGGCACGACCACUGCGACUACUACAACACCUUCGUGCGGGAGCCGGACAACUCAUACAACGAGCUGGUCCUGGUGUGCCCCCCUGCGGGCACCCCGACGCCCAGCCCGACGCCCAGCCCGACCGUGGCGGCCGGCUCGCCGACGGCUAGCCCGACGCCCAGCCCGACGUUUGACCCGACGGUGGGCGGAACUGGUGCUUAUCCUGCGGAGCCGUAUUGCUACAACGUCAACGGCAUUUGUUUCCUCUGGGCUUCUCCGUGCUCUGGUGUAGUUUGGUGCUCCGAACUCAAUGCCCUUUCUACUUAUGACUGGUUCUGCCCUUGGGGGUUGCGCUACGCCACCCAGUCUGAGUGGGAUGGUGCAUACGCCACUCUGGACUCCAACAGAGACACGUUCUUCCAAAAGUGCGCAGCCAGUCAGCUGGACCCGCGGCACGACCACUGCGACUACUACAACACCUUCGUGCGGGAGCCGGACAACUCAUACAACGAGCUGGUCCUGGUGUGCCCCCCUGCGGGCACCCCGACGCCCAGCCCGACGCCCAGCCCGACCGUGGCGGCCGGCUCGCCGACGGCUAGCCCGACGCCUAGCCCGACGUUUGACCCGACGGCGGGCGGAACUGGUGCUUAUCCUGCGGAGCCGUAUUGCUACAACGUCAACGGCAUCUGUUUUCUCUGGGCUUCUCCGUGCUCUGGUGUAGUUUGGUGCUCCGAACUCAAUGCCCUUUCUACUUAUGACUGGUUCUGCCCUUGGGGGUUGCGCUACGCCACCCAGUCUGAGUGGGAUGGUGCAUACGCCACUCUGGACUCCAACAGAGACACGUUCUUCCAAAAGUGCGCAGCCAGUCAGCUGGACCCGCGGCACGACCACUGCGACUACUACAACACCUUCGUGCGGGAGCCGGACAACUCAUACAACGAGCUGGUCCUGGUGUGCCCCCCUGCGGGCACCCCGACGCCCAGCCCGACGCCCAGCCCGACCGUGGCGGCCGGCUCGCCGACGGCUAGCCCGACGCCCAGCCCGACGUUUGACCCGACGGCAGGCGGAACUGGUGCUUAUCCUGCGGAGCCGUAUUGCUACAACGUCAACGGCAUCUGUUUCAUUUGGGCUUCUCCGUGCUCUGGUGUAGUUUGGUGCUCUGGACUCAAUGCCCUUUCUACUUAUGACUGGUUCUGCCCUUGGGGGUUGCGCUACGCCACCCAGUCUGAGUGGGAUGGUGCAUACGCCACUCUGGACUCCAACAGAGACACGUUCUUCCAAAAAUGCGCAGCCAGUCAGCUGGACCCGCGGCACGACCACUGCGACUACUACAACACCUUCGUGCGGGAGCCGGACAACUCAUACAACGAGCUGGUCCUGGUGUGCCCCCCUGCGGGCACCCCGACGCCCAGCCCGACGCCCAGCCCGACCGUGGCGGCCGGCUCGCCGACGGCUAGCCCGACGCCCAGCCCGACGGCUGGCCCGCUCCCGUCGGGCGGAACGUCGGGCGGAACCGGUGGGCCCGGACAGGUGGACCCGUCUGGCAAAGGCGAUCCCCAUUUGCAGAACGUUCAUGGUCAGCGGUUCGAUUUGAUGAAGCCAGGCCAGCACGUCUUGAUAAACAUCCCUCGUGGGCAACGCGCAGACAGAGCAUUGCUUCGCGUGCAGGCCUACGCGCGCCGACUGGGUGGGUGCGCGGAUAUGUACUUCCAAGAACUGAAUGUUACUGGGUCUUGGGCAGAGUUCCAGCAAGCUGGAGGAUACCGCUACACCGUAUCGGAACCUGGUGCCAAGACAUCGGAAUGGCUUGCUUUUGAACAGGUUGAGCUGAAAGUUGUUCAUGGAAAAACGAAGCGUGGCCUCAAGUAUUUAAACUUCUAUGUCAAGCAUUUGAGCCGAACUUCGUUUUCGGUCGGAGGCCUGUUGGGAGAGGACGACCACACGGCAGUGACAAUUCCUACGGCAGAAUGCUCCCGGCGUGUUGCACUCGUAGAGCUGGCAUUGGGAGCGCAAGGUGGCCGCAUCGAGUCCUCCGUUGCAGUAGCAAGCCCCUAGGUGGCCAGGGUUCUGGUUCCCCUGUGUAGGAGCCGUCUUCCAGGGCUCGCGCCCCAGCCAGCGGGCCGUCGACAAACCGUUAUCGCCGACGGCAGCCUGGACGGAUUCACAGUCGACGGCUUCAGUGCGGAACAGUCAAAAGCUGUACUCUCGGAAUUUCCCGCCCAACCCUGGAAAACCGGGGACGCCCGCCAGCCUUGGAGAUGUCGCGCCGAACCCGGCAAUUGCGAGCGAUGUAGAUUGGAAGUUGCGGUUGGAUCCACCCGCCAUUAGCGCAUUUGGCGAAGAGAGAAGGAU
Prorocentrum cordatum is the source of this 2879-nucleotide messenger RNA. NCBI's taxonomy places the organism in Eukaryota, Dinophyceae, Prorocentrales, Prorocentraceae. The record is from the annotation of a GenBank genome assembly.